GCGCAGGUCGUUGCCCAUGAUGCACAACAGAAACGGGGUAAAUUCACAAGAAUUGUGGGAUCUUACAAUUUAGCGGUGAAUAGCUCUUACAUAUAGCUUACUCGGCUACGUCAGAGUAGUACAGGGUGGUCCAAGAAGCUGUAUAAAAGUUUAAGCCACCCCAGUUCAAAGCCGGGAUAAUAAAAUUCCAAUUUGAAGCCCAAAUCGUGGAGAGCAACUCAGAAAAUAGUUUUGUGAUUUUUUUUGUAAACCUAAUUUCAAAAGUGCUCCGACGGUGAUCAGGUGAAGGACAGGUAUGUACUAGUGAAGGGCUGUUCCAGUCGAUUUUUCACGGGAAACGUUAUAAAAAGAGCUUAAAGUAUGUUGCCAUGGAAUGAAUUUGCAAUUAAUUUAUAGAGUGGUACCUGGUAGACAUAUGCAAGGUAAAUCCAAGGGUCUAAUAUCAUUGUUACCACUGAGAAACAACGCAAUGCUAAACGCCCGAAAAAGCUGAAAAUUUGGUUUAUCUGACUUAACCAACCACCAAGAUUCCUUAUCCCAAUGCAGCACGGUCCAAUGGUUAGAUUGCAAUAAAUCAACUAUCCAGAGAACCAUUAAAACUGAUUUAGGAAAUAUUAUAACAAACAUGACCUACAGUGGGUCGACGCAUUGAGAGAAAUCAAACUUUUUUCCGCUUACUGCGGAGAAAUCUCACCAGUGCGCAAAAACGGACAACGAUAAUUUUGGUUCUGCAUUCGUAAAAAAUCAAGACACAUCAGGUUGGUUAUCAGACAUUGACCGAUUGGAUUAUUUCGGAUGUUUCUUCGUGGAAUGACAAUUUUUACAUUUGACUAUUUACGAAUUUUCACAUACUUUGGAACGUCUAAAAUAAUCAGUGGAAGAAAAACACCGUAGAAAAGUUCCUGGAAGUUUUUUUAUCGGGUAAAAAGCGAUAUAUUCUUAAAGAUAAGAACAAGGACCAUCACACCCAGCAAGUUUCGAACCCAUAAAGUUCCGCCUGCGGGUUAGAAAAAUUAUGGAAUAUUUAUACAGCUUCUUGGACCACCCUCUGUAUUAAUUCUUAAUUUGUAUCAGUAACGAGAAACACAUCUAGUCAAAGUUCCAUAAAUGAAUUAAUAUUUAUUAAUUCCAUGUAUGUGAGAGGGUAAUAGCCUAAGUAAUAGUGCUGAAAUUCAGAAUUCCUGACGGCAAUUAUGCUAGCAAACUCAUUUUUCGAAGUUUCAAAUGGUCAAAAAUUAUUAACCGUAUACAUAUUUUAGCUCCGAAAGAUAAAAUGUAUUGAUUUCUAUGUCUGCAUAUACAGGUACACAAAUACACAUCUGUUUGAAUACAAAUAUCCCAACUAUGUACAUACUUUGGAACUUAUCGUAAACAUAUCAAAUAUUAGGUACAUAAUAAGAUCGAUAUAAAAUGUGAGAUUUAUUGUGUGCAAAGAAUUUAGCAUGUUCUGCUACAAAUUUGCUGGAUUGCUUUAUGUACCAAAAUUAUACGAACAUACUUAAACAAAACAACGAUCAAUGCGUGGAAGCAGAAAUUUAAGGGGCAUUAAUAUUUCCUUCCGAAUACAGACCUUAAACUACAUAAACUUUAACUGAUCGUGGGUAAGCUAUAAAACUGCCCAUUAUUUUGACAAUAAUUUGAGUAAGUAUUGCUUACUUGUGUGCCAUGUGUCCACAUACAAUCUUAGAAAUGGGGUUACUAUUAUAACCAAAAAGUAAACGCAUAUGCAUGACUCUACCGCCAUGGUUAUGAAUUUAUCACCAACUGGUUAUAAAUUUAUUAGCUCUGAUGACAAUUUAAUACCAAGUCGGUGAAACUUUAUAAUUAGUCCGUGAGAAUUGUAACAACUCGAUUACAAAUUUAUAACCACGGCGGUGAAGUUACACACGUUUACUUUUUGGUUAUAAUCGUAACCUCAUUUCUAAGAGUGUACAUACAUAUAUCGUGACUGAUACCCAACAGCACAUUGAAUUGGUUCCAUUGCAAUUGUGAAAAUGGAGAUAACAAGGUGAUAGUAACAAGUCAAUGACUCGUCCCAACAAAAUGUUGAUACGGUAUGAUUAGUUGGCAGAGACGUCCGAUGCCCGUGAUGUGCAAUAUCGAUCGCACAAAUUUACAGAAAACGUGAAAUCUUUCAUUUUAGCAAUUAAAUAAUAUUGAGCUCUUUUCUGGCUUGCAAUUAUUGACUUUAAAAUUGGUAAUCAACAUUUAAUCACCUUGAAUUGAACUAUGGCGGACAGCCCAAUUUAUACUUCACUCCUUGGACAGGGAGCUUUUGGCAUUGUACUAAAAUCAAUUCUUUCGUGUGAAGCUGAAUCUGCAGUCAAAUUUAUUUUCCCUAAUGACAACGAUGAGCGUGUUAAGCUUCUUCGUGAAUAUACGGUAACCAAAGGAUUAGAAAAACAUGCAAAUAUUGUACAGAUAAUUGAUAUGGAAGAAGAAAGGCUCUACCGCCAAGAUAUCGAAGAAAUUUUCCACAACCUACCAAAAACUGAACAAAUUAAAACCCUAAAAUCAACAAUUACCAAAAAAACGAAAGGUUACAGCAUACAAUCAAUCCGUAUCAAGAUGGAAUUGUGUGGACAAACUCUUAGAAAAUGGCUAAAUGAAAGCCUUAAUGGAAACGACUUGCACAUCCAGAUCAGACAAAACACCAUGGUCCAAAAUCUGAUAACCGGCCUCAAAUACUUACACGAUAAUAAAAUUAUUCAUCGAGAUUUAAAACCAGAAAACAUUAUGUUCUCCAAAGGACGUUAUCAAUUACCGGUAAAAAUCGGUGAUUUUGGACAUUCUCGAAAAAUUCAUUCUGAGGAAUCCAACACUGGAGGAUUGCUUACGACCGGAGUGGGAACCAGGAGCUACAUGGCGCCAGAGGUUCGUCAUGGAAAUUAUAGCUACGCAGCAGACAUUUAUUCCCUGGGCUUAAUUAUUUGGGAAGUGGUUCAAUUACUAGGAGAUAAGAGAAAUAUUGAUUUUGAUAAACUAGUAUAUGAUAAGAAAGAGGAAUUAGUUGAGGAUCACGUUAUUAUGAUUGGGAUUCGAAACAUAAUAAUCAGUAUGUCUAGAAGAACGGUGGAAGAGAGAAUUGGAUUGGAAGAAAUAGAUUUUUCUCCUUGGAAUGAUAAUUUGUCUAAGAUAAUUGAGGAUCAAGGUUGUAAGUUUCUAUGGGAUUGUAUUUUAAAUUCCAGCAAAGAAUUCGUUGUCAGAACUAACACCCAGCUUAAAUUGGCACUGGAUAAUGCAGUGCAUGGUUGUGUGAUUAGAUUAAACGAAGCAGUAUAUACAGGCAGGUUUAGUUUGUUGGAGGAUAAAAUAAGCAUUAUUGGCCAAGGAAGUAGAUCGCUGUUAAAAUUUGGUGAUGCCAUGUCUUUAAAUAUCUACGGUGAUGAGAUAAGCAUUAGUAAUAUAAAGAUAAGUGUUGCCAAAUAUAAAGCUAAAUAUUGUCUUCGGUUAGAUGGGUCCAGAAAUGUAAUUAAAGAUGUUGAGUUUAGCAACGGUGAAGCUGAAUAUAUGUUAAUGGUUGCCGGGGAUGAUAAUAAACUCGAAACCUUAGCAAUUUCUGAGUCUUAUGGAGGAAUAUAUGUCACAGGACAGAACAACACAAUCACUAAAAUCCUGAUGGACAACGUUAGAAGCAUAGGAAUUUUCAUUGGUUACGGUUCCAGUGAUACCAAAAUUUCAGAUAUAACUUUGUCAAAUGUUAUACAAGGAAUUAUUGUCAAUGGUUCAAAAGCUCACAUUUCUAAGGUCAAACUAACCAAAGCAUCCUUGGACACAUCUUCUUUGUGGAACAAACCUCAAAGAUAUAUUGGAUUGGUAGUUUACGGAUCAGAUUUUAAGGUCGAGGAUAUUAAUUGCUCAGAUUAUUCGAGAAUAACAAAUGAUUGGGGAAUGAUUAUUAACGGGGGCUCGGGGGAAAUUACUGAUUGUUUUGGUGGCUCGAUUCGUAUAGCUGGAAGUAAUGUAAAACUAAUAAACGUUAGUUGCGGGGAAUUGCUCGAAAUUGAUAACGAUGCUAAAGAUGUCACAUUAGUCAGCUGCUGUGGACAAAAAUUAAUGUCCAUUAUAAAACCGGUAAUGAUGAACAAUCAAUUUGAGCUCAUUGUGAUCCCACUUAGGAUAUAAACCUACCUUGUAGAUUUAUGAGUUUCAGUAAUUAAAGUAAUUUAGUCAUAGUUACGUUUACAUAUCUGCUACAAAUAAAUAAAUAAAUAUAUAA
Messenger RNA from Folsomia candida, 4219 nucleotides. RefSeq lists its product as uncharacterized. The transcript has 2 exons. NCBI's taxonomy places the organism in Eukaryota, Metazoa, Arthropoda, Collembola, Entomobryomorpha, Isotomidae. Gene Ontology annotation, biological process: protein phosphorylation. Bases 2230 to 4125 code for a protein of 631 amino acids. The record is from RefSeq and is a predicted model, not a curated record. Gene Ontology annotation, molecular function: ATP binding; protein kinase activity.